GGCGGGGAAGGAGAAAGAAAAAUCGCAUCAGGCACCGUCGGUCUCUCCCUCUCUUGGAGGCCUCGUUUUAGUGAUGCUUUUGAAGGAUCCUUCGUUUCUUCUCUGAUUGUUUGAUCAUUUGUUUAUUGGCUUCCGCAUUUCUCCACCCCCCUUUUUUUUUUCUAAAUCCUGCCAUUGAUUCGGCUCGAUUCUUCCAACCGGAGAGAGGGAAGGAGGACGAUUGCUUUCUGAGGAUUCGAACCAGCUACUUAGAGGCCCUUUCCUGUUGAUCAAGUGACCUCUGGAUUCACCAUUCUCGAGUCUGGUCUAGAUGUGUGCUUCGAUUUAUAAGGGGACCUUCUUGGAUUGCUAGUGCUAAAGGGGAAGGAUAUCAUCAAUGGAGGUUGACGACGCUGUGUCAGAUUCUGAAAUGAAGGUGAAUCACACGAGCGGCAUCAAUGGUAACGUCUCAGGCAAUGGGAAAGUUAUGGAGAUGGAAGGUGGACAAGGAAGUUCGGCCAUCAAACGUCCAAAUGGGAAAUCAGAAAACAUGACCGACCGGAAAGCAGGAGCUACUGAUGCUUCAGGCGUUAAGAAAUCGAGCCCUGCUAAGAAACUUGGAAAAUCUGUCUCAACGUUGUCCACCUCCAAGGUUUUACAACCCGAUGGCUCCAAAGAACAGACCAAGUUGAAGCCCUUAAAACAAGGGUCACCUUUCAAAGUUGAAGAAGAUGCAGAGUCUUCAUCAUCGUACCUCAACAAUGAAGGUUCUAAACCUCGGAGAGUUAGCACUACUCCCUCAUAUAGUUUCAAUUUUAAAUGUAAUGAGAGAGCUGAGAAAAGAAAGGAGUUCUAUUCAAAACUUGAGGAAAAGAACCAUGCAAAGGAAGCUGAAAGGAGUUCCCUGCAAGCCAAAUGCAAGGAGACUCAGGAAGCAGAGAUUAAGAUGCUUAGGAAGAGCAUGAUAUUCAAAGCAACUCCAAUGCCAAGUUUCUACCAGGAACCACCUCCUCCAAAAGUUGAACUGAAGAAGAUACCACCAACACGACCAAGAUCACCAAAGUUAGGCCGGCACAAGAGUUUUAAUGAAGCAGGUGAUGAUGAUGGGAAUGCAGUUCAGUCUUGCACGGUGGAACGCCUGAGCCUGGACGAGACCAAGACAGCUAAUGGUAGCCUCCACAUAGGGAAAGAUUCCAAGAGGCCACAACGAAGAUCUCUCCCGAGACUUCCUUCAGAGAAAACACAUGAUAUCAAGCAUGAUACUGAUUCAACAAAUCACUCGUCUAAUCUGGAGCACAUGGAUUCUGUUGUGGUUGCCACAACUGAAAGCGAAGCAUUUGAUCCUGUUGUCCAAACCCGACCUGAAAUGGAGCAGGAAUAGAAGGCAGAAUCAAAGCUAGAGCUGGAGCCUGUGCUGAAUUCAGAGCUAUGAUAUGCGAGAUUACAAAUGAGCACCUGAAAACAUGAGGAAGAAACUACCGCUACAAUCUUACAUAUAUGAAGGGCGCAAUACCAGUAAUCUUAAUGACAGGAAAGGCAAGAAUGUCUGUUGUAUUAUAUUCAUAAUCCACAAAUACCUACCCUCGGUUUUCUAGUGAGCUUUUCUCCGUUCACUUUUUGUAAUACCAAUUUGGUAAGCAGCACUCACGAUUAAUUCCCAAUUUGCAGGAAUGUUAUAAUAUUCAUGGUGGCUUUGUCCGUUA
This is a messenger RNA of Nymphaea colorata (pocket water lily), 1682 nucleotides long. Its product is annotated as protein WVD2-like 5. Gene Ontology annotation, molecular function: microtubule binding. The transcript is spliced from 9 exons. Bases 377 to 1360 code for a protein of 327 amino acids. The record is from RefSeq and is a predicted model, not a curated record. NCBI's taxonomy places the organism in Eukaryota, Viridiplantae, Streptophyta, Magnoliopsida, Nymphaeales, Nymphaeaceae.